UACAAGAAACAUACUAAACAAACCGAAAAACUACAAAUAUCUAAACUACUACUACUAAAUUCUUCAUUUCUCUCUUCCUUCUCCAAUUUUCUUCUCAAUAUCGAAAAUGGUUUCCGCUUCAGAGUUUCUCUCUGCUCUUUCUCUGUUUACGGUGAUAUUUUUGGCAUCUUUGGUUAGUGCAGGGAAAGCUGAUGUACAGGAUCUUUUAGAUACAGAUUCUACGUUUGGGAAAAGGCAUUCAAAGGGAUACUGUGCGAUGUAUGACAUAUGUGGAGAACGUAGUGAUGGGAAAGUCCUCAAUUGCCCUUAUAGUUCCCCAGCUGUGAAGCCUGAUGAUUUGUUCUCUGCUAAAAUCCAAAGCUUGUGUCCAACAAUAAGUGGAAAUGUUUGCUGCACAGAGGGUCAAUUUGAUACAUUGCGAACACAGGUUCAACAGGCAAUACCUUUCCUCGUAGGUUGUCCAGCAUGCUUGAGGAACUUCUUAAAUCUUUUCUGUGAGCUGUCAUGUUCUCCAGAUCAAAGUCUUUUUAUCAAUGUUACUUCUAUCUCUGAGGUAAAUGGAAAUCUGACUGUGGAUGGUAUCGACUUUUAUGUAACUGAUACUUUUGGAGAAUGGCUUUAUAACUCCUGUAAAGAUGUGAAGUUUGGGACUAUGAAUACACGGGCUAUAGAGUUUAUUGGUGCAGGCGCUAAAAAUUUCAAAGAGUGGUUUGCAUUUAUCGGUCAGAAAGCGCCCCUUGGAUUUCCUAGUUCACCCUAUACCAUUGAUUUUAAGUUAAGCAUUCCCGAGUCAUCCAGAAUGGAACUUAUGAAUGUGUCUGUUUAUUCAUGUGCUGACACUUCACUCGGCUGCUCCUGUGGUGAUUGCCCUUCAUCACCUGCGUGUUCUAAUCCUGAACCACCAACUCCACAUAAAAAGGAUUAUUGCUCAAUUAAAAUUGGCCAUCUUAAGGUAAAUUGA
Messenger RNA from Carica papaya (papaya), 961 nucleotides. The record is from RefSeq and is a predicted model, not a curated record. NCBI's taxonomy places the organism in Eukaryota, Viridiplantae, Streptophyta, Magnoliopsida, Brassicales, Caricaceae.